Fusarium keratoplasticum is the source of this 1239-nucleotide messenger RNA. RefSeq names its product oxygenase subunit alpha. Lineage: Eukaryota; Fungi; Ascomycota; Sordariomycetes; Hypocreales; Nectriaceae. Gene Ontology annotation, molecular function: 2 iron, 2 sulfur cluster binding; iron ion binding. Bases 1 to 1239 code for a protein of 412 amino acids. The record is from RefSeq and is a predicted model, not a curated record. The transcript is spliced from 4 exons.
AUGUGGAAGUUUCUCGGCCUCUCCUCCGACAAAGACUCCAAGACAGCUCCAGUCCGUGGGCUUCCGGCUUCUUGGUAUCGAUCUCCAGAAAUCUACCAGCUAGAACGUCGCGCCAUCUUCUCCAAGAAAUGGAUCCUCCUCACCCACAUGUUGAGGUUCAAGGAGGCCGGCGACUACCUCUCUUUCACCUACGCCGAAUUUCCAUUUUUCCUCAUUCGAGACCGGGACGGUAAUAUCAACGGCUUUCACAACGCUUGCCGACACCGUGCCUAUCCCAUUGUGCAGAAUGAAUCAGGAAAGGCUAGAAUUUUGAGCUGCAAGUAUCACGGUUGGUCUUACGGGUUCAAAGGGAAUCUUGCAAAGGCACCAAGAUUCGAUACCGUACCCGACUUCGACAAGAGCCAACACGGCCUGUUGCCCAUCAAUGUACAUGUCGACAAGACAGGCUUCAUCUGGGUCAACUUGCAAGCUGGAACACCAGAGGAGCCCUGGGAGAAGCAGUUCCCUCGGGUUGAUGAGAGCGCCAGGAUGACCAGCUACGACUUUGACGGUGGCUACAGCUUUGAUCAUGUGUGGGAGAUGGAUCUCGAUUCGAACUGGAAAGGAGUCAUGGAGAACUACAACGAGUGCUAUCACUGCCCGACAAGUCAUCCUCUGAUUGCUGGAGUUUCGGACCUCACCAAAUACAAGGUUGAGCCUAAUGGAAGCUGUUUGGAGCACACCAUAAUCAACAAGAAGGAAGACGAUGGAACGGAUGAGUUCAAGCGCUCUAUCACCUUCUUCUUCCCGUCAACCUCAGUGACAGUCACCAUGAACUUCUUCUACAUCCAACGCAUGAUCCCCAUCAGCGAGACCAAGACAAAGAUCGAGAAUGAAGUGUAUCGUCACCAUUCAGCAAACGAUGAGGAGUUUGCCUCCAUCAUGGCAUUCUACAAGCAGGUCCUUACCGAAGACAAGGAUCUGUGCAAUGGAACACAGAGAAAUCUGAACGCUGGUGUCUUUCUCAACGGCGAGUUGCAUCCUGAAAAGGAAAAGGGCCCGAUUUACUUCCAAAACACGGUCAGAGAAGAGGUCAUGGAACACAGGAGAAGGGAAGUGGCACAAGACGGGCAGCAAAUAUGGCCUGCGAUGCCCAAGGUUGUUGGAGACAUGAUGACAAGCAAGCUUCAGGAGGAAGAGCUGUUGUGUUCAGAACUGGAAAGAGAAAGCUGUGCAGCGAGGUCAGAACUGGCAUGGUAA